Messenger RNA from Entamoeba nuttalli P19, 594 nucleotides. RefSeq names its product protein tyrosine kinase domain containing protein. Bases 1 to 594 code for a protein of 197 amino acids. Gene Ontology annotation, molecular function: ATP binding; protein kinase activity. The transcript has a single exon. Gene Ontology annotation, biological process: protein phosphorylation. Lineage: Eukaryota; Evosea; Mastigamoebida; Endamoebidae. The record is from RefSeq and is a predicted model, not a curated record.
AUGUUAUUUGACACUGCCAGAGGAAUGCAAUUUUUACAUGAAAAUAGAAUUAUGCAUUUAGACCUUAAACCAGAUAAUCUUUUAGUUAAUUCUUUAUAUACUGAUUCUGCUUGUUGCGUAAAAAUUACUGAUUUUGGUACUUCAAGAAUGGUAAAAAAAACUAAUAAAAAUGAAGAUAAAGGACUUGGUACUCCAAUUUAUGCUGCCCCAGAAACAUAUCAUGAUGAAUAUUCAUAUGCAGGAGAUGUAUAUUCAUUUGCUAUAACAGCAUGGGAAAUUUUCUAUCAAGAUGAACCAUAUAAAGAAUUUAAAUCAUUAUUUGAUAUUAAACAAUAUGUCACUGAUGGAAAAAGACUUGGAAUAGAUGAAACAAUGCCACCUGGAUUAAAAGAACUUAUUCAAAAAUGUUGGAAACAACAUCCUAUUGAAAGAUAUAGUUUUGAUCAAAUUACAAGAGAACUUGUUAAAGUAGAUGAAGAUGCACCAAAUCAUAUAGAAUUAGAUAACUAUGUUUCAGAUCAAAGAAUAGAAGAAUUAAUAAAUAAAAGAACUGAAAGAAUUCAAGAACAAUUAAAAGAAAUAAAUCAAGAUUAA